AUGUGGACUACUUACUUUGUGAAUACUUCGUGUAGUGCUACGGGUAAAACCUGUGAUCAGUUUGAUCCUUCUUUAGCAGCUGGAGGUCCACCUCCUGUUGGCUAUCAGGCCAUUGAGGAAUUCGGAUUAAUCAUGAUUGGCAACCUAAAAGCCACGGCAAAGGAGUUAAGGGGACGAGUUAUUCCAAGGCCAUUGUUGAAUAUAAGCAGAGAAGCAAUCGCAAGUUUUAUCAACGGCACCUUUCGCCGCCCACUCAUACCUCCCUACGACCCUUACGCCGCCCCCGACCAGCAUGCCAUCGUUGCUCAGUUCAUCACUUACACUGCUUCUCUCCUAAACGGACUGGCAGCAAAACUUCAAGGCAUAAGGGCUGGACAAAAUGCUGUUUUCCGAGGUCGUUUAUACCGAAGGUCGAAUGCGCCGGUGGUUUCCUAUGCAAUAACCUUGGCAGAGUUCGCAAACAAAACGUCCGAGUUGGCAAACAGGCUAGCAAAUUGUGGCAUAAAAGACGAAGGAGUCAUUGUUCCUCGGUCGCUCGGGGCAGAGAAUCGGACAGAGACCAACUUUCUAGCUGCCGAUGUUAAUUCUCUUAUGUAUGAACGAACACCACAGGAGGCGUUGAGCAUACUGUAUAGAUCAGGCAACGAACGUGUUCCUGGUGGAUUUUUUCCCGAAGGUGCUAAUGGAAGGAUUGCUGAACGCUUCCUGAGAUCAUGA
Messenger RNA from Cucumis melo (muskmelon), 717 nucleotides. RefSeq names its product desiccation-related protein PCC13-62-like. The coding region runs from base 1 to 717 and encodes 238 amino acids. NCBI's taxonomy places the organism in Eukaryota, Viridiplantae, Streptophyta, Magnoliopsida, Cucurbitales, Cucurbitaceae. The transcript is spliced from 3 exons. The record is from RefSeq and is a predicted model, not a curated record.